AUGGAAGAUCCAAUGACUGCACAUUGGGAGAUUAAGCCUCACGUUGGUAUGGUGUUUAAUUCUGAGCAAGAGACAUAUGAUUUCUACAAUGGAUAUGGAAGAACGAAGGGGUUUAGUGUCAGAAGAGAUUGGGUACAAAAGAGUAUCAAAGAUAACAAGACCAUUACAUCAAGGGUAUUUGUAUGUAACAAACAAGCAAAAAGGAAACUAGACAAAAGAGAUGAUAAUAUUGUCACGCCUCGAGCGGAGACAAGAACUGAUUGUCUUGCACAGAUGAGAAUAAAAUUGAAUAUUGAUGGGAUGUACAAUUGCAUUGAAUUUGUUGAAGAACACAAUCAUGAAGUUCACUUGCCAUCUACUAGUCAUAUGAUGAAGUCACAAAGGAGUGUUUCUAAAUUUCAUGCGUUUGAAAUUGAUCUGGCAGAUGACUCUGGUAUUAGACCUAAGGACAUGUUUGAGUACAUGAGUAGGCAUGUAGGUGGCAGACAGAGUAUUGGGCACCUGAAGGAAGAUCAAAAGAAUUAUCUUCGAACUAAGCGUCAACGAGACCUUCAUUAUGGUGAAGCCAAGAGUUUGCUAUUGUUUGAUACAACAUUUUCUACAAACAAAGAGUCUAGACCUUUUGAGAUAUUUGCUAGAUUCAAUCAUCAUAGGGGAAUCGUCAUAUUUGGGGCUGCACUUUUGUAUGAUGAGGCGGCUGAUUCGUUCAAAUUGUUGUUUGAGGUUUUUCUAGAAGCUCAUGGACAAAAUAAGCCAAUCACUAUUUUCACAGAUCAAGAUGCUGCAAUGGGGAAGGCUUUGACUGAGGUGUUACCUAACACAUGGCACAUCUUGUGUAUAUGGCGUCUAAUGCAAAAUGGCAUAAAGAAUUAUGGGCUACAUGAUGAAGAUGACUCAAAAUUUUUAGUAGACUUGAAGAAGUGUAUUUUUCAUUAUGAUGAUGAAUCACAAUUUGAAAUUGCAUGGUAUAAACUAAGGAGUGAUCAUCAGCAUUUCGAAAGGGUUGUGGCUGACAAGCGUGCUAACGAGUUGAAGGUAGAGUUUGAUGCAAGAAAUAAGCUUCCAAGAAAUUUAUUCAUAAAGUCACCUGUUAUGAAUCAAAGAGCAAGAGUUUAUACUCCUAAAAUAUUUGAAAAACUUCAGAAAGAGUAUGAAUGGAUUCCAGCAUGCUACAUCAAGAAAAUUAUUCAGAAUGCCACCUAUGCAUAUAUAUUGAGGAGAUGGACACGAACAACAAGAAAUAUAGUUGUACAUGAUAUUGAAGGAAAAGUUGUUGUGGAUGAUGUCCACUUGGAUUGUUCACAAAGGUAUAUGCAUAUUUGUCCUAAACUAGUUAGGAUUGCAGCAAUAGCAUCAAAUUCAUCUGAGGGUUAUGCUUAUGUGGACAAUGUUGCUGAUAAGAUCUGUAAACAUCUGAAAAGUUUAAAUAUUAGCUUUGAUGGGCAGGAUGAUGAAAGAGUUUUAGUUAAAGAUACUGUUGUCAACAAUGGAUUAACUCUCAAGAAAAAAAAAUGGUCCAAAAGAAGGUGGUAG
Messenger RNA from Macadamia integrifolia, 1533 nucleotides. Its product is annotated as protein FAR1-RELATED SEQUENCE 5-like. The transcript has 4 exons. Gene Ontology annotation, biological process: regulation of DNA-templated transcription. NCBI's taxonomy places the organism in Eukaryota, Viridiplantae, Streptophyta, Magnoliopsida, Proteales, Proteaceae. The coding region runs from base 1 to 1533 and encodes 510 amino acids. The record is from RefSeq and is a predicted model, not a curated record.